Heteronotia binoei (common prickly gecko) is the source of this 5374-nucleotide messenger RNA. It is a transcript of the gene TLE1, whose product is annotated as TLE family member 1, transcriptional corepressor. The transcript is spliced from 20 exons. Bases 1120 to 3462 code for a protein of 780 amino acids. Gene Ontology annotation, biological process: regulation of DNA-templated transcription; negative regulation of canonical Wnt signaling pathway. Gene Ontology annotation, cellular component: nucleus; transcription regulator complex. Gene Ontology annotation, molecular function: transcription corepressor activity; protein binding. Lineage: Eukaryota; Metazoa; Chordata; Lepidosauria; Squamata; Gekkonidae. The record is from RefSeq and is a predicted model, not a curated record.
ACCGCGUGUUAAUGUAACCAGCGCGGGCGGAUACAUUGUGUCCCGUUUAUCGAGAUCCCGCUGCCGCCGAGCUAGGUUGUAUGUCCCGCGGAGUUUUAUUAUUACAUACACUGCUCUUAUUUCCACGGAGGAAGAAUCCUUGCGAUUAUUUUUUCUUCGGGGUGGGGGGGUGGGGAAGGGGGGUAGAUCGGCUUUCCUCCACCUUGGCCUGGAUGUUUCCUCGAGGAAUCCUGGAGAGAACUUUAGGCCGAGAUUGAGCAAGAAAGAAAACGAGAGGAGGCCGCGGGAAGAGUCUGGCCUGCUUAGGAUGCUGUUGUUCCUACUGAGUGAUUGUAUGGCUUGUGGGAAUUGCCUCGUGUUGUCCGAUGUGCUGCGGGACUAGGGAAGGUGCCCCUUGAUUUGCGUCCCGUUUGCGGUGGGUGGGUCUGGAGGAUUGGGAGAGGCUGAAUCCUUUAUUCUUUGCAACUCUCCAGGGGAGGGGUGCUCUUCUUCGUUCCCUUCCUCAGCCGGGCUGCUUUGAGCACAAUACUCCGUCCUCCUGAUUUGUUCCCCGGUGUCCCGUGCGUGACCUGGCCCUGAGUCUCUCGCUGAGAGCAUCGCGGCCCUUUGUAUUGGAACUCCUUGGUUGUGGAGCUCGUCCGCCUCUCGCCUGGACUGGGCACUUGACUUGGUUGGAUUCCCUCCCUCGGAGCGAGAGAAAAGAAGCCUCCGCCGCCUCCGCUCGGGCUUUCCGGUCUUACAGCUGUAUCUCGCAAGUUCGCCGCCGGCCGAGAAAGGGGCGCUUGUUUACUUCCCCACAGAGGAGCGAAAGGACGAGCCCCGCCGGCCACGAGGAAGGACCCGUCACAGCCUGGACAGCGCCUGCGGCCCCAGCGCGCGACCGGAGCUCGCCUUACUCCCCCCCCCCCGGCUCAUAAAACAAGCGAACAACAAAGGAAGCGGCUGGGCUUGGGCUGGCGUGAGACAGAGGCGGGAGGAUGGUCCUGCCGCUGAGGCGACAGCCUGAGUAGCGCGCUUGCCCGUAGUCGCCUCCUCCCGCCGGGUUUGUUCCUCGGGAUCUAAACUUUGGGACUCGUGUCAAGGAUUGAGCUGCAAAGAAACAAGACGGCCGUCAGAGCCAUGUUCCCUCAGAGUCGGCAUCCCACACCACAUCAAGCUGCAGGACAGCCCUUUAAGUUCACCAUCCCAGAGUCUCUAGACCGCAUCAAGGAGGAGUUCCAGUUCCUCCAAGCUCAGUAUCACAGCCUUAAAUUGGAGUGUGAGAAGCUGGCAAGUGAAAAGACAGAAAUGCAGAGGCACUAUGUGAUGUAUUAUGAAAUGUCGUAUGGAUUAAAUAUUGAAAUGCACAAACAGACAGAAAUUGCCAAGAGGCUGAAUACAAUCUGUGCACAAGUGAUCCCAUUUUUGUCUCAAGAACAUCAACAGCAAGUGGCUCAAGCAGUAGAACGUGCCAAACAAGUGACCAUGGCUGAGUUGAAUGCCAUCAUCGGGGUACGUGGCCUUCCAGGUCUACCUCCUACACAACAGCAGUUGCAGGCUCAACACCUCUCACAUGGCCAUGGACCUCCAGUGCCUCUAACACCACACCCAUCAGGACUUCAGCCUCCUGGGAUCCCACCCCUUGGGAGCAGCGCUGGCCUUCUUGCCCUUUCAAGUGCUCUGGGUGGGCAGUCUCACUUGGCAAUAAAAGAUGACAAGAAGCACCAUGAUACAGACCACCACAGAGACAGAGAUCCGGGCACAAGUAAUUCACUCUUGGUUCCGGACAGCCUGCGGAGCACAGAUAAACGUAGGAAUGGCCCUGACUAUUCCAGUGACAUGAAAAAAAGGAAAGUGGAUGAUAAGGAUUCAAGCCACUAUGACAGUGACGGUGACAAAAGUGAUGACAACUUAGUUGUUGAUGUAUCCAAUGAGGACCCUUCAUCUCCAAGAGCAAGUCCUGCUCAUUCACCUCGUGAGAAUGGCAUAGAUAAAAGUCGCCUACUGAAGAAGGAUGCUUCUAGCAGUCCUGCAUCCACAGCUUCAUCAGGAAGUUCUGCUUCCAUGAAAUCCAAAGAAAUAGGUUUGCAUGAAAAAGCCAGCACACCUGUUCUGAAGUCCAGCACACCAACUCCACGAAGCGAUGUGCCGACCCCAGGAACAAGCGCUACGCCAGGACUUCGUGCAGGUCUUGGCAAACCUCCAACAAUGGACCCUCUGGUCAAUCAAGCUGCUGCUGGCUUGAGAACACCACUGGCUGUGCCAGGACCAUAUCCUGCACCAUUUGGAAUGGUACCUCAUGCUGGCAUGAAUGGAGAGCUGACCAGUCCAGGUGCAGCCUAUGCCAGUCUACACAACAUGUCCCCGCAGAUGAGUGCUGCUGCGGCUGCAGCUGCUGUGGUUGCCUAUGGACGGUCUCCUAUGGUUGGAUUUGACCCUCCUCCUCAUAUGAGAGUACCUGGCAUCCCCCCAAAUCUGGCUGGAAUCCCUGGAGGAAAACCAGCUUACUCCUUUCACGUCACUGCAGAUGGUCAGAUGCAACCAGUACCUUUCCCUCCAGAUGCACUCAUUGGACCAGGAAUACCUCGCCAUGCUCGCCAAAUCAACACCUUGAAUCAUGGUGAAGUGGUUUGUGCAGUUACUAUCAGCAACCCAACAAGACAUGUAUAUACUGGUGGGAAGGGAUGCGUCAAAGUCUGGGAUAUAAGUCAACCUGGCAACAAGAGUCCUGUUUCUCAGCUGGACUGCCUGAACAGAGAUAACUAUAUUCGAUCUUGUAAAUUGCUCCCUGAUGGAUGCACCCUGAUUGUUGGUGGAGAAGCCAGCACAUUAUCUAUUUGGGACCUGGCAGCUCCAACUCCACGUAUCAAAGCAGAAUUGACGUCCUCUGCUCCUGCCUGCUAUGCUCUAGCAAUCAGCCCUGACUCCAAGGUCUGCUUCUCCUGCUGCAGUGAUGGGAACAUUGCCGUGUGGGAUCUGCACAAUCAGACUCUCGUCAGGCAAUUCCAGGGCCACACAGAUGGAGCCAGCUGUAUUGACAUUUCUAAUGAUGGUACCAAGCUCUGGACAGGAGGCCUGGACAACACUGUGAGAUCCUGGGACUUGAGAGAAGGGAGGCAGUUACAGCAGCAUGACUUCACAUCCCAGAUCUUUUCCCUUGGCUAUUGUCCCACGGGCGAAUGGCUUGCUGUGGGAAUGGAGAGCAGUAAUGUGGAAGUACUGCAUGUAAAUAAACCAGAUAAAUAUCAGCUUCAUCUUCAUGAGAGCUGUGUUCUGUCGCUCAAGUUUGCUUACUGUGGCAAAUGGUUUGUAAGUACUGGAAAAGAUAACCUCCUAAAUGCUUGGCGGACCCCAUAUGGUGCCAGUAUAUUCCAGUCCAAAGAGUCUUCAUCUGUGUUGAGCUGUGAUAUCUCUGUGGAUGAUAAAUAUAUAGUCACGGGCUCAGGAGACAAGAAAGCUACUGUCUAUGAAGUAAUCUACUGAAAACAGAAAUGUCAUAAACAUAACUUCUAAGAGUUAAACUGGGCCAAAACGUUCUUAAUUUGUAGAAGUAGAAAGGCUUUACCUUUUUUAAUAAAAAAGGAAGAACUUGGUUUCCACAUUUUCAAAUGAUGCUGUUCAGCACGUAUUAAACAGAAGGCGACUUUGUUGACAUCCAGCGACUGGCUACUCGGACCAGUGUGAAUCAAGAAGGCAAGCUGGAUGAAGCAGCAUAGUGUCGGUGGAUUUUAAAAGCAGAGUCAGCUUAAGACUGUUGCAGCCCCCCUCCCCACCCUUAGGACCUCAUAAAGAUUAUGCUCAUUGCCUGAAUAUGUGGAUUAUGUUUCAGUUCUUGCAAUUCCACCUGCAUUCUGUCUUCUGUAGAGCAGUGAUAUCUUGGAUGAACUUGUUUCCUGGUUUUGCCUCUUGGGAUAUGGGUUUUUUGUAUUUUUGUUGAAGAUCAAACAUUUGUAUAAAUUGUAAAUAUAUUUGGUUUAUUACAGUAAAGGCUUUAGUAUCAAUAAAUUGUCUUUUUCCCCUGAUGAUCUUGAAAUGAUCUUUUAAAGGAUUUUUUUUCCUUUUUGUAAUUUAAAACUUUUAAUAAGCUAGUUCAGAACUAUGUGAAACAUUUGAGAAAGUCUUUAUAUGAGAAGUAUUCGUAAAACUUGUUUUAUUAGAAUUUGAGAGUUUCAUGCAAAAGAUGUAGCAUUCAGAUAUUGUCUUGUACUACAAAAAACUGAAAAACAAGAACUUUUACAUUCAGAAUAAAAUUUAAAUUUUGAAGAGCAGUUUAUACAGGAACAUUUAUAAACAGAUGUUUAAGAAAUCAAAUCUAUGAUGCACCUAUAGGUUGCAGCCUGUGAGUUGCUUUCAGUGUUGAGCUGAACUUGGGAACAUUUCUGAGUGUUUUACCUUUGAGUCUUUCCCAUUGUUAUAUUGGUAUAUUGCUGCAAAGCACACAGCGCUUUCAAGAAGAGAAUCGAGGAUGAGUGUUUCCAGAAGAAUCUGAGGGUUAUUGCAGGUUGUAUAAUUAUCUUAAGUGGUGCAUUUGAUGCAUAGGUUAAUAAUGAAUCUUAGAUGGAGUUGAAAAAAAAUCUUUAUGCUCAUAUGUUUCAGUUCUCUUAGACAGUCUCCUCUUACUGUUUAUUCAUACAAAAUAAAAUGACCAGUGUACUUACACUGGUGCAAAAGAAUGUCACCUGGAAGCCUGUGUGAGAGGUUCACUGGCUUAACUGCAGGCAAAGUUUCCCAUUUAGGAACAAAUUUCUGUCUUGCUUCCGCUAUCUGAAGAGACAUUAAUUUUCUUUUCAAUUUACAUGCUCGUUCUACUGAAUCCAUUUUGUAGCAGUAUAGAAUGAUAAUAGCCCUAACAUAUAUAAUUCUGCAUUUGGAAUGUAAAGCAUUAACUAUUUUGCCAUGGCCUAGUUCAAUAGCCUUGAAAAUUAGUACCGUUGUCUAUCUGUAUACCUGUGGCCACACUAAAGAUGUGCGUCUGUAUGAAAAUGAGUGACAGAGCAAGUGUAAUUAUGAUAUGCUUUUUGACUGUUCACAAAUCCUGUCAAGUAUUCUACCUUAGAAGACCCACAAAUGAAAGUUUCUUGAAUUUAAAUGUUAGGAUAAUGUCUCUUUCGCUGCCCCCCCCCCCAAUAACUCCUAUCUGUUGGCACAUUAGUUGUAUUUGCUUUUUGAGGAGACUGUGCUACCCAGUUCUGAAAAGAAUCAAUGGCUAUGAUUGUCAAGUGUGGUGGGUCUGAUUCUGUUUGGGUAAACUUAAGAUAGAAAUGUGUUUUCACUCAAACUGUAUUCUUUCGAAAAAUCAAGAAAUUGUAUAGCUGCUGGUAAGUGAUCCUUCCCCCACCAUUACUACUACUUCUUUUUAGGCAAAUAAAACACAGCAUUCAGUUGCAGAAUUGGA